GUUGUAAAAAUGUCGACACUGUUUUCAGCCCGUGAAGGCAUCACCACAGCCCCAGUCGGCUGGAAGGAUACACGGAUCAGGCUGCCGCUGCCAGCUAUGCAAUGCCUCCUUUUACACAUGAACCCUGGGCAUAGGCACCUUCUGAGUGCCACGGUCAACCCCUCGUAUUCUUUCAUCAUUUGCGACAAGCUUCUGUAGAGAGCUCCCAAAGGACCCAGGAUACCCGGUAGAGACCGGACCAGGGGCUUUAUGUUUACCGAAGCAAAGCUGGAGAGGCAGCUGGAGCCAUGGGUUUUUCCCUCCACCUUCGAUGAACUGAACUAAGCUGGACCCAAACAACUCAGCCAACCUGACCCGGCCUACAGGGGGGACUCUGCUCUCCCCAUCGCCCUCUCCAGCUAUGGCAGGCUUCAAGCGGGGCUACGAUGGCAAGAUUGCUGGGCUAUAUGACCUGGACAAGACGCUGGGCCGUGGCCACUUUGCCGUGGUCAAGCUGGCACGCCACGUCUUCACUGGGGAGAAAGUGGCGGUGAAGGUGAUCGACAAGUCUAAGCUAGACACCGUUGCUACAGGCCACCUCUUCCAGGAGGUCCGCUGCAUGAAGCUGGUCCAGCACCCCAACAUUGUGCGCCUGUAUGAAGUUAUAGAUACUCAGACUAAGCUUUACCUCAUCUUGGAGCUAGGGGAUGGUGGGGAUAUGUUUGACUACAUCAUGAAACAUGAGGAGGGUCUGAAUGAAGAGCUUGCUAAGAAAUAUUUUGCCCAGAUUGUCCAUGCUAUCUCCUACUGCCAUCGGCUGCACGUGGUGCACAGGGAUCUUAAGCCAGAGAAUGUGGUGUUCUUUGAGAAACAAGGGCUCGUCAAGCUCACCGACUUUGGAUUCAGCAACAAGUUUCAACCGGGGAAGAAGCUGACGACCAGUUGUGGAUCUCUGGCAUACUCCGCCCCGGAAAUACUGCUGGGUGAUGAGUAUGAUGCUCCAGCCGUAGAUAUCUGGAGUCUCGGUGUGAUCCUGUUCAUGUUGGUAUGCGGCCAGCCCCCUUUCCAGGAAGCCAACGACAGCGAGACUCUCACCAUGAUCAUGGACUGUAAAUACUCGGUUCCAGACCAUGUGUCCAGCGCCUGCAAAGAUCUGAUAGACCGCAUGCUUCAGAGGGAUCCCAAGCACCGGGCCUCCCUGGAGGAGAUCGAGGGCCACGCCUGGCUGCAGGGGGUCGACCCCUCCCCAGCCACCAAGUUCAACACUCCCCUGGUGUCCCACAAGAACCUGUCGGACGAGGAGCACAACAGCAUCAUCCAGCGCAUGGUGCUGGGAGAUAUCGCCGACCGAGAGGCCAUAGUGGAAGCCCUGGAGACCAACAAGUACAACCACAUCACAGCCACGUACUACCUGCUGGCAGAGAGGAUCCUGAGGGAGAAGCAGGAGAAGGAGGUGCAGACCCGCUCCUCCAGCCCCAGCAACACCAAGGCCCACUUCAGGCAGUCGUGGCCCAGCAGGGUGGACAUGCACCAGGACAUCGAGGACAGCCUGGCAGCGUCCUCCAUCUCCCACGCUGGGGGCCCCCAGUCCCCCGCCCGCAGCAUAGAGAGCCUCCUCAACGGGCACCGCUCCAAAGGCCUGCUGCACCUGGGCCGACGAGACGAAACGGUGUGUGACUCAGCGCUGGCUAAGGGAGCCUGUGCUGCUGGGACCCCCAGGGCCCCCGCACCAUCCACCUCAGCAGCAGCCAAGCAGAGAGGCUGCCUCUUCAGGUUGGCGGAGGAUGAAGAGGAUGAGGAAGAGCAGGACCCGGCCACUAUCCACAGCCAGGUGGUCCUGAGGCGUAAGCCCCCCUCCAUCACCAACCGCCUCACCUCCAGGAAGAGCGCCCCGGUGCUCAACCAGAUCUUCGAAGAGGGGGAGUCGGACGACGACUUCGACCUGGACGAGGGUCUGCCGCCCAAACUCAGCCGUCUGAAGAUGAACAUGGCAGGCAACGCGGCCAACCUGAGCUCCGGGGCCUCCCCAGGGGCCACACACAAGCGCUACCACCGCCGCAAGAGCCAGGGGAGGGGGUCCUCGUGCUCCAGCUCUGAGACCAGCGACGACGACUCGGAGAGCCACCGCCGGCGCCUGGACAAAGACUCAGGCUUCGGGUACGGCUGGAACCGGAGAGACAGCAGCGAGGGGCCGCCCGGCAGCUCGGGGGGCAACGGGGGGGGCAGCAGCUCCGGGCCCAGUGAACCUUCUGGGGAGGGAGGGGGGACCUCCGGCCCAGACAAGGGGAGUCCUCCUGGAGGUAACGGAGGAGAGGGUGGUAACGGAGGAAGCGGGGGAAGCGGCGGAGGGGGGAGUGGGGGAGGAGGGGGGGAUAGUAAAGGACAGGACAGUCCCUCCAGCUGUUGUCACAACAGCAGGAGCACGAACCCCUCCCUCAGCACGGAGCUGGUGGAGAGCCUGAAGCUGAUGAGCCUGUGCCUCCGGGGCCGAGGGGGGGGGGAGUUCCUCUUUGAUCCUCGCAGCCUCCCGGGGGGGACCGUGAAGAUCCAGGAGAAGUCUGCGUGGAGGAUGUGCAUCGGCUCCACCGGGAGCCUGGACACCAUCACCCUCCCCGCCACCGCCCUGCCCCGCCCCCACGCCCCCCACCGCAAGACAGCGGCGCACGGCCCCCCCGGCAGCAGGCACCCUCACAGCAGCCUGAGCGCUCUGAAGAACGGGGUGCUGCAACUACCUCUGUGUGAGAAGACCCUCUCUGUGAACAUCCAGCGGGGGGGGGGCUCGGCCCCCGUCAGCUGCUGCCAGGUCAUCUGAGCGGAGAGCAGCUCUACAUCCAGGUGUUCAGUAGCUUUCUGUUUGUAACCCCCCCCCCCCCAGGUGGGAGGAACAACACGUUUUUUUGCUGAGUAUGCGGAAAACAUGUAUUACAUUUUUGAGCAUUGAGUAAAUAUAUGAAAAGAAAAGAAAGGUUCAUUUGAAGAGGCCAAAAUAGUCAUUUUAGAGGGAAAAGUAUAAAAUACAUUUUAAUAUCAAGACUAGUAAUUUUACAAAAAAACAUAUUUUGAGUCUAAACUGUCAUUUAAAAAAAAGUUUCAAUAAUUCAAUUGAAAUCCAUAAUUCUGAGGAAGAAUUGGUAUAUUUGUAUAUCUUACAUUUAAAUUGUCACUUUAUUCUCAAAACACUGGAUCUUUUCUGUUUGUCUCUCAGAACGUAUUCCCUGACUCUCUGUGGUACAGCUGACUCAGCAGAGCCCCCCCACCCUUGGAACUGGGAAUACAUUUCUGAGUUCACGAGUUGUCUUUUAUAGAAGGGAAGAGAGAAAGUUUUAAUUUUGACUCCAGUUUGGAUUCAGUGUUGCACUUGGACGAUGUGUUUCCUGAUGUUUUAAAGCUGUACCUCUCCCAGAGACAUUCUGUCAGAGACAUUCUGAGCCCUUUCCAUCUGACUUUGAUAAAGGAGCUGCUCCUUUAUCAAAGUGCACUCCUCUGCAGCGACACAAUCUUUGGACACGUUACUGCUGACCACAUGUCGAGAUGAGCUGUUCUUAUUUUUUUAUUCAUAUUCCAGUGUUUUGCUGACGGAGCGUUACGUGUGUCUGGUUUGACCUCUGCUGGCUCCCUGCAGCCCACCUGUAUAUACAGUCUGUUGAAAGUAGAGUUUAUUUUUAAAUCCUGUACAUUUCUUUGGAGCGAUGUGCUGUUGGGACAUGUGAGGGGUGAUGCUGUUGGGACAUGUGAGGGGUGAUGCUGUUGGGACAUGUGAGGGGUGAUGCUGUUGGGACAUGUGAGGGGUGAUGCUGUUGGGACAUGUGAGGGGUGAUGCUGUUGGGACAUGUGAGGGGUGAGGCUGUUGGGACAUGUGAGGGGUGAUGCUGUUGGGACAUGUGAGGGGUGAUGCUGUUGGGACAUGUGAGGGGUGAUGCUGUUGGGACAUGUGAGGGGUGAUGCUGUUGGGACAUGUGAGGGGUGAUGCUGUGUAGCAGGAGGGGCUCACAGUCAGCUAAAGAGAGCAUCACAUAAAGGGGAGGGGGACGGGGGACUCUUGAGGGCAUUGGCAAUAAGCGGUGUGUUGCAGCUAUCUGUACAGAAACUUUUUUUAUUAGUUUUAAUUGUUUUGUUUUUGUAUUCCAACAUUACAGCAGAGGGUUAAGGCCACAUGGGACUUUUUUAUAAUUAGGGUCUGACCAACAGUAAUUAAAAAAAUGUUCUUUAUUCUAAGAUUAAAGUGAGUUUUUCAGUUUGUUUAUUUAUUCUAAUUUAAAUUCUAACUUAAAUCUCAGAAUUGUGAAUUGAGAAUCAGAAUUCUGACUUAAUUCUUCAAAUUCAUCCAUUUUUUUUCUCUGAAUUUUCAGAUUAAAGUGAGAAUUCUUAGGACAAAAAGGUCAGAAUUUGGAGAAAAAGUCUAUAUUUUCCUCUGAAUUCUGAAGAAAACUCAAUAUUUUCUUCAGAAUUCAGACUUCAUUCUCAAAAUUCAGACUUUUGAAUUUUUGACAGAAUUCAGACCAUUUUCUCAUAAUCCUGAUUUAAGUCCAAGAAGUCAAAAAAAUGAAUUCAGUUUGGUCAGAUUGAAAAUGUGACCCUAACCUUCUUCCGUACUACAUAGCCAUGUUUGACUGAAGAGAAAAAAGGAACGCUGUUUGAAAUGUCUUUUUAUCUUUGUUUUUGUUCCUUUUGGAAACCAGUGUAAAUGGAGUUGUAAAUAUGGUGCUCUUUCUCAGAGUGGACACUUUGGUGCAUAGCUGUACAGUAAUCUAGCCUUAUGAUAAUUAGUAAUACUGUAUGGGUGUCCUCUUCAUACCGUCAGUCUGUGUGACUGCUCUGUUUCCAGGUGAAUGACGUGCAUGUGUUUCAGUGUUCAGCGACACACAGGAGAGACUCGCCACAGACGCUACUGGACCAAAAAGCAGCAGAAAAAAAGAGUUGCGACGGAAUAUUCAGUGUAUUAUACCUGUUGAUACCUGUUGUCAGAAGUUACACUUAGCUAUGGUGAUAUCUAAAAAUAAAAUGUGGAAUACUGUC
Trematomus bernacchii (emerald rockcod) is the source of this 4995-nucleotide messenger RNA. It is a transcript of the gene snrka, whose product is annotated as SNF related kinase a. The record is from RefSeq and is a predicted model, not a curated record. Gene Ontology annotation, molecular function: protein serine/threonine kinase activity; ATP binding; tau-protein kinase activity. The transcript is spliced from 8 exons. The coding region runs from base 401 to 2791 and encodes 796 amino acids. Gene Ontology annotation, cellular component: cytoplasm. Gene Ontology annotation, biological process: microtubule cytoskeleton organization; intracellular signal transduction; protein phosphorylation. Lineage: Eukaryota; Metazoa; Chordata; Actinopteri; Perciformes; Nototheniidae.